Molecule: messenger RNA, 1674 nt
Organism: Drechmeria coniospora
Lineage: Eukaryota; Fungi; Ascomycota; Sordariomycetes; Hypocreales; Ophiocordycipitaceae
Product: D-lactate dehydrogenase 2
Exons: 2
Coding region: 1-1674 (557 amino acids)
Cellular component (GO): mitochondrion
Molecular function (GO): catalytic activity; FAD binding
Source: RefSeq, a predicted model, not a curated record
AUGGUCUCCCGAGCCCGAUUCCUUCGCGCCGUGCGCCCCCCCGGCCGAUGCGGCCACCUCCACGGCAGCGGCGGCAUCCUUCGACCCGUCGUCCCAGCGGCCGCUGCGAUAUCGGCCACGUCGGCCACCUCCUGCUCGCCCGCUCCGGCGCGAUGCAUCGCCACGUCGGCGCCGCGCAUGCUUGCCCCGAGCAUCCCUCAAAGGACACGGCUCACGGCGGAGACGUAUCCGCAUCUCCGGCGCGACUCUCGCUUCGCCGCGCUGACGCCCCGGCACGUCGCCCACUUCAAGGAGCUGCUCGGCAGCGAUGCCGCCGUCGUCGAGGCCGAGGCCGACAUCGAGCCCUUCAACGAGGACUGGAUGCACAAGUACCGCGGCCAGUGUCGACUCGUCCUCAGGCCGGCGUCGACCGACGACGUCAGCGGCAUCCUGCGCUACUGCAACCGCGAGAUGCUCGCCGUCGUGCCCCAGGGCGGCAACACGGGCCUCGUCGGCGGCUCGGUGCCCGUCUUUGACGAGAUCGUCGUCAGCAUGGCGCGCAUGAACAAGAUCCACUCGUUUGACGACGUCAGCGGCUCCCUCGUCCUCGACGCCGGCUGCAUCCUCGAGGUGGCGGAUCAGUACCUCGCCGAGCGGGGAUACAUCUUCCCGCUCGACCUCGGGGCCAAGGGCUCCUGCCAGGUCGGCGGCAACGUCGCGACCAACGCCGGCGGCCUGCGCCUGCUGCGCUACGGCAGCCUGCACGGCAGCGUCCUCGGCAUCGAGGCCGUCCUGCCCGACGGCACCGUCAUGGACGACCUCUGCACGCUGCGCAAGAACAACACGGGCUACGACGUCAAGCAGCUCUUCAUCGGCGCCGAGGGCACCAUCGGCAUCAUCACCAAGCUCUCGAUCCAGUGCCCGCAGCGCUCGCCGGCCGUCAACGUCGCCUUCCUCGGGCUCGAGUCGUACGCAAAGGCGCAGCGGGCCUUCCGCGAGGCCAAGGGGCAGCUGUCGGAGAUCCUCUCGGCCUUUGAGCUCAUGGACGGCCGCAGCCAGCAGCUCGUGCGGCUGGCGCGGCCGGAGGAGAGGCGGCCGCUCGAGGGCGAGCACCCCUUUUACUGUCUCAUCGAGACGAGCGGCUCCGACGGCGAGCACGACUACGAGAAGCUCGAGCGCUUCCUCGAGCACGUGCUCGGCAACGACGUGGUGGCCGACGGCGUCGUCGCCCAGGACGCGACGCAGAUCAAGUCGCUCUGGAGCUGGCGCGAGGGCGUGCCCGAGUGCGUCGGCCACUGGGGCGGCGUGUACAAGUACGACGUGUCGAUUCCGCUGGCGGACAUGUACUCCAUCGUCGACGACGUCAAGGCGCGCCUCGAGGCCGCCGGCCUCGUCGGCGAGACGGACGAGUUCCCCGUCGUCGGCGUCGUCGGCUACGGCCACAUGGGCGACGCGAACCUGCACCUCAACGUGGCCGUCCGCCGCUACGACCGGGAGGUCGAGGCCAUGCUCGAGCCGUUUGUGUACGAGUGGAUCGCGAAGCGCCAGGGCAGCAUCAGCGCCGAGCACGGGCUCGGGCUCGCCAAGAAGAGCUACAUCCGGUACAGCCGCAACGAGACCAUGGUCGGUCUCAUGAAGCAGAUCAAGACGCUCUACGACCCGAAUGGCAUCAUGAACCCGUACAAGUACAUAUGA